Molecule: messenger RNA, 831 nt
Organism: Aegilops tauschii subsp. strangulata
Lineage: Eukaryota; Viridiplantae; Streptophyta; Magnoliopsida; Poales; Poaceae
Source: RefSeq, a predicted model, not a curated record
AUGGCUAAUGCUCGUCGAGUUCGUGCUGAGCGCCGGGCCGUCCUCGCCGUCCGUGUCGCCCAGACGGCGCCCACAGGCGAUGGUGCUCCCCGCCGUUCCCCGUCGCCCGCGGCCAACGCUGCCACCGGCCCCGCGGCCCACGAGCAGCAGGCUUCGUCGAUGCAGCCCUCCGUUCGGCGGGAUGGGUGCACCACCACUCUGUCGCUGACCCCGGCGGCUGCUUCGUCGUCUCAUGCUCGUAGCGGGCCGGCAAACGCGCAGGCUGCAUUGCUCAUGGCACGCGAGCUCCUGCGUUAUCGCCCCAUCGAAGACCUGUACGAGGACUGCAGCCGCGGCGCUGGGUCACGCCCUGCGCCCCCAUCCCCGCCGUUCCCAGCGCGCUCCCUGGCUGCGUCCGUCCUGCCGCCCGCUUCCCCUGCUGUAGCUGCGCCCCACGCCGCUCGCCCCGACACCGACCCCUCCUGCCGGCCAUCCGCGCUUGCCGCCCGCCUCUGCUCGCUGCUGCUGUUCCACUGUCGUACCGUGCAGCCCUGCCCCGACACCUGUCCGUGCUGCCCCUCCUCGUCGGUACUGCUGUGGCCUUGCCGUUCCGCGUGCUCGCAACCCCUCCACUCGCGCACGACGUCGCUGGCCGCCGGUGCUCACCUCGCGCGUGCCACACCCGCGCUUCCCCCCGCAGCCACGCCGCUGCCGCCUCCCCUGCUCCAGCUCGCUGCCUCGUCGCGGCUCCGCUGGCCCAACCUCGCUGCCGCCUCGCUCCAUCGUGCCUGCGGCCACCUCCGGCGACGCGCUGGCGCCCGCUCUGCCCUCAUACGGGUCGAGCGCCCGUAG